Messenger RNA from Cladocopium goreaui, 1238 nucleotides. Lineage: Eukaryota; Dinophyceae; Suessiales; Symbiodiniaceae. The record is from the annotation of a GenBank genome assembly.
AUUUUGGUUCCUGCCACCGACCAAUCCGAGCCUUUGUGAAGCCACGAAAAACGAUACACAAACCCGAGCCAUGCUCGGAGCGUGGCCAUGAUCUUGAAGAUUGGUCUCAUUUUGGGGCUUCACUCAAUCCUCGCAGUGUGCGUGUGCAGUGGAGUUCUAGACGUCGAUUUGGAGUUGCUGGCGCUGCUGCUGGGAAGUCAGCUGCCUUUUGCAGCACAGCUGCUGCACAAGGAUUCAGUGCUUUUGCUGAAGACCUGGGCUUUCUGGCCUGCUGUAAUCCUCUGCUAUGUGAUGCGCUAUGGCGAUAGCACAGCUGAAGAGAUCAUUGGAGUGAUAGCGGUGCAUGCGGCUGGCGGCUGCAGUCUCGUGAACUUGGCCACGAGCCCUGCGGCCAAGCUUCCAUGGAUAUGGCCGAUGAUGCUGCUAGCGUUGGUUAUCUCUUGUGCAGUGCUUACUUCCAGCCACCGGGACCUGUGGGACCGGGAGCUGUUGAAUCUCUGUGCAGCUUGGCUGGUCACAACUGUGACUGUGCUCUUGGUCUCCGAGCUUCUGCGGUCUCAUUUGGAGUGCCAGAAGGAGCUGGAGAAUCAGCGGGACUACAACCAGAUCCUUCUUCAGGCCUAUCAACCUUUUUCGCAGCUUGCAACGUGUUGCCUGCGAGGAUGCCCGUCCCUCUUCAACGUGACCUCCGAUUCUGAGUUGCAGAUGAAGUUGAUGAGCGCCAACAAUCCUGUGGUGGUCCGAAGUUCCGCUGAGUUCGAUGCGCUUUUUGGGCGCCAGAUGAUGGGACUGAGCUUGGACAAAGCCUGGGUGGCACAUCACCUGGGUCGUCAACAGUUGAAAGGCAUUUUUUGCCAAGACAAGCCGAAAGAGGAGCUGAACAUCACCUUUGUAGACGCCGAUGGAAACCUCUUUGAGUGUCGAGUCCCAAAGAGGUCGAGAGCACCUCCGAAGCUCCAGCUCCAGCGCAAGCACCGCGGGCAUCGCGGGCACGAGAGCUGGUGGUGGGCUUUUGUUUGGUCGGUGCCAAACGGCGCCCUCGAACUCUUGACAACGAAGUCCAAAUCAUUACCCGAACGAAAAGCUUGCGCGGAAGCAUUGUGCGACUCAGCAAAUUGCCGAGGUCGCCGCGAUCGAAGGUGUCCUCGUCGAGUCAGCAACCAGCUCCAGGCUCCUCCAAGUAGAUCUCCGGUGAAGGCCAGGGCGCUUCCUUGAUUGAGAAGGCCAUGAGAGAAUUG